CUCAGCACGUUCUUCAGCUGACCGGACAGAGAGCGAGGGAGAGAGAGGAAGGAGGUUUCCGUCUUGGUGAGCGUGUAUAGACCAGAUGCAGACAACGGAACGAGUUUUUCCUUCCCCUGUGCCCUUUCCACACACUUUUGGAAGACUGCGAUUCUUGACAUCACAGCGCUGCUGAUGGUGCGCACUUGUGCGCGCUCCGCUCCGCUGCUGCUGCUGCUGCUACUGCACCCUCGCCUGUCCACAGACACACGCACGCACGAAGAGAGGAGAGAGCAGAAGCUGGUGUUAGCGGCUGUGGGGGUUAAAGCUGAAGAAGAAACUGCCAGGAGGAACUUAGACCCACGCCGCGUAUCGUGAUUUAUAACGCGCGCGGCGCAUCCAGCACUGGAUGGUUGACUUGAUUGGGGCUGUCAUCUGUGCAGAGUGAUGGCAGCUUCUCAGCAGCUCAUGUGAACGCGAGUGCACGUGUACAUGACUUCUCUAGUCUCUUAUCUGACUCUUAACAAUGAUCGCCCAAGGUCAUGUUUCUGCGCGGCUCACUUGUCCAACUAUUGUGCAUCUUUUCUUCUGCGACCGUGACCUGAUUUACAGAUAACUUUCGUCUGUGAACGGCACACUCAAGCUGGCGGACUGACCGUCAGAGAGCCGGAAUGACACUCGUGCGUUUUGUUGAUCGUCAUUAACAACUUUAAAGCCGAGACAAACCCUGGAUUAUGACUUGGAGUAAACUUUGCUCUGCGCUCCCGCCGAAGACCCAGUGAAGUGUCAGGUCUGAAUGCAGCGAAGUCGCGUCAGCGCACCAAGAUGUUAGGAAGUCCGUCCAACAACGGCGGCAUCAGAAUGCUGUCGCCCUCGGCUCCGAACGACGACCGGCGGGUCGAGUUCGUGGCUCUCACCGCUGUCCACACGGAGAGGAGCGAGCCGUCCACUCCGGAGCGCGGACACCCGUCUCACCGCACAGGUCUGCUGGGCACCCCGCUGCCGGGGCCACCGGGACCCCGGACCAACUCCUCCACGUCCAGCAAGAGAGCGAGAAAGUUGCAAAACUGCUUGUACAACGUGCUGGAGAGGCCAAGAGGAUGGGCCUUCAUCUACCAUGCGUUCAUAUUUCUGCUGGUUUUCAGCUGCUUGGUGUUGUCUGUGUUCUCCACCAUCCCUGAACACCAGAAGUUUGCCAAUCAAGGCCUCUUCAUACUGGAGUUUGUCAUGAUUGUCGUGUUCGGUUUCGAGUACUUCAUCAGGAUCUGGGCGGCGGGCUGCUGCUGCCGAUACCGAGGAUGGAAGGGGCGGCUGAGAUUUGCUAGAAAGCCCUUCUGUGUCAUAGACUUCAUAGUAUUUGUGGUGUCACUGGCGGUGAUCGCUGCAGGAACGCAGGGCAACAUCUUUGCCACCUCAGCUUUGCGAAGCAUGCGCUUCCUGCAGAUUUUACGCAUGGUUCGUAUGGACCGGCGGGGAGGCACGUGGAAACUACUGGGCUCGGUUGUUUACGCUCACAGCAAGGAGUUGAUUACAGCUUGGUACAUCGGUUUCCUGGUCCUGAUCUUUGCCUCCUUCCUCGUCUACCUGGCAGAGAAAGACUACAACACAGACUUCAAUACCUAUGCAGACUCCCUCUGGUGGGGGACUAUCACUCUCACGACUAUUGGCUAUGGUGAUAAAACCCCUCGUACGUGGCAGGGACGACUCCUCGCUGCAGGCUUUGCUCUUCUUGGAGUCUCUUUCUUUGCUCUCCCUGCUGGAAUUCUAGGGUCAGGUUUUGCCCUGAAGGUUCAAGAGCAGCACCGGCAGAAGCAUUUUGAGAAAAGGAGGAUGCCUGCUGCCAACCUGAUACAGGCUGCGUGGCGUCUCUACUCCACAGAUGCCAAACACUCCUAUCUCACGGCUACAUGGUACUUCUACGACAGCAUGCUGCCCUCGUUCAGAGAACUGACUCUACUGUUCAGUCACCUCCAGCGACAGCGCAAUACCAAGAAGGUUCUCCCCAACUCCUACCACACGCUGCUGUCUGGGCUGCGGCCCUACAGCUCCCCCUAUCUGUCGGGGGACAGCGGUAAAAUGGGCUUCCGCGAUCGUAUCCGGAUGAGCAAUUCCCGAUCGUCCCAAACCAUUCGAAACAAGGCGUCGCCACAGCCUCCGGGCUCCGGGGUCCGACUCUCUCCCAGCCAGGAGAACGUUCCAGAAGUCACCAGUCCAGGGAAGGUCCAGAAGAGCUGGAGCUUUAAUGACCGCACACGCUUUCGCACGUCGCUUCGCCUCAAGCCACGGCCCCCGGCUGAUGAGGGGCUUGGCGAGGACAGCGUGGAAGACAAACCAUAUUGUGAUGUGGCCAUGGAGGAGGUGAUCCCAGCUGUGAAGACACUUAUACGAGCUGUCAGGAUCUUGAAGUUCCUUGUGGCCAAGAGGAAGUUUAAAGAGACGCUGCGUCCCUAUGAUGUGAAGGACGUCAUCGAGCAGUACUCUGCGGGACACCUGGACAUGCUGGGCCGCAUCAAGAGUCUACAGAUGCGGGUGGACCAGAUAAUCGGACGAGGAGCUGUUCAGUCCGAUAAGAAGACUCGCCCUGAAAAAGGAGAGAAGACUCCACCAGAACUGGAUCCACUAGAUGAGCUAAGCAUGAUGGGACGUGUAGUAAAGGUGGAGAAACAGGUACAGUCCAUAGAGAACAAGUUGGACCUUCUGCUCAAUUUCUACUCCCAGUGCCUAAAGAAAGGCUCCUCCCAGUUUACCCUGUCCUCCCUCCUGGACCCCGACCUCACGUCCGACUACCACAGCCCCACGGACCAAAGAGACCUGUUCCCCUCUGCAAACACACUCAACAUCUCCCAGUCCGACACCGGCAACCUGGACUGUCUGUGAGCUGAGAGGUCUGUGGGGUCUGUCUGAACAAAAAACAAACAAAAACAAACACAGUUCCCCCAACAGUUCAUCUUCCUUUGGCUGAGUCCUCUCUCUGAGCAGCCACUCCCCUCACUCCCAUCUCAAAUCUACAUCCUCAUCCAUUUUUCUGAAUGAGUUUCCAUAGCUGAUACAGACUUGAGCUGACAGAGCCUCAGCCGAAGCUGCUCACCUGCCUCAGACCACUACAUGAGCAUGGAGAUGGAGAGGACACUUGAUUACUUGACUACUGAACCACAUUCACCCACUCACCUCAUGCUUAAUGUCUAUACUUGCAUUGAAGCUGCGACUGUAGAUAAUCUGACUUUGAGUUUUAAAGUUUUGUAAACUUUUGGAGAAAAGUUUUCUCGUCAUUAUGUCGACUCUUUUUUUUUUUUUAAAGUGGCGAGCUUGAAUCAACUGACUGAACUGACGGUGACAUACCAGCCAUAGGAUAUAUCAUCACAACUCUUGAUACUGUGGUGAAUGCGCUGAGAACAACAUUGUACAUUCACACCUCGAGAGAAAAUUAAGAAAAAAAAAAAACUCUACACAAUAGGGUCCUCACACUGUGUGUGUUUGUUCCCUGACCUGAGGAGCCGUCGACUCAGAAAUAAUCUGCAGACUUGGACUCGGACACGCGGCCCGGGCUGAGAGCCAAAUCUCACCAAAGCACCGAAUGUCCAUGGCACCCAAACAAAAGGAGUUUUUGAAAUG
Molecule: messenger RNA, 3591 nt
Organism: Solea solea (common sole)
Lineage: Eukaryota; Metazoa; Chordata; Actinopteri; Pleuronectiformes; Soleidae
Product: potassium voltage-gated channel subfamily KQT member 4
Exons: 14
Coding region: 805-2856 (683 amino acids)
Biological process (GO): potassium ion transport; transmembrane transport
Cellular component (GO): membrane
Molecular function (GO): voltage-gated potassium channel activity
Source: RefSeq, a predicted model, not a curated record